CUCGAAGAAAUGACAUUCACUUUCCUUUCUUCUACCCGCGCUUGAAGAGAAGGCGAACAGAAAACAGAGUUAUUGCAGAGCUCACGGCCCUUUGAUUUUCCCAUUCGUUCUCCUUAUAAACCCAUCUUUAAGUGAAAUCCAUUACAGGAAUUUGUUCUGUUUGUAAGGUUUUUUUAGAUUGUCGGAUCGUUGAGACAUGGGUAUGCUGGUUGUGGUUGUGGUGUUUGUCCUUGAUUUGGUUGCUUUUGCCCUUGCUGUUGCUGCAGAGCAAAGAAGAACCACUGCCACGGUGGUUCAAUCAGGCAAUUCUAAAUUCUGUGCCUAUGACUCUGAUAUUGCAACUGGCUUAGGUGUGGGUUCACUUCUGGUCCUGUUUGCCAGCCAAGUGAUCGUUAUGGUGGCAAGUCGAUGCUUAUGCUGUGGGAAAGCUUUGCGACCGAGCGGUUCGAGGGCUUGGGCAAUUACCCUUUUCAUCACUUGCUGGGUAUGUUUUCUCAUUGCUGAGAUCUGUCUGUUGGCUGCUUCGGUUCGAAAUGCGUACCAUACCAAGUAUGUGAGUUCUAUAAUGAACGAGCGAAUUUCGUGCAAGAUGCUGAGGAGAGGAGUGUUCGGGGCUGGGGCUGCUUUUAUCGUCUUCACAUGUGUAGCAUCAGAGCUGUUCUAUAUUAGCUUUUCCAAGGCUCAUAACCAGACGUCCUCCUUUGCUAAGGACACUGGCAUUAGAAUGGCAAGCAUAUAGAAGGCUAGGAGCUUCUUUAUCAAUUUGGGAUUUAUAGGAUUUUGGUAUGUGUGACUUGUUGAUAUGAAAAAUGAACAACUGAGAGAGAUAGGUUACUUGUUGAACUCAGAUGUACAAAUAUGAUCAUUUUAUAGUUGAGUGAAGAUUUCAUGUGGUGGUUUGUGUUA
This is a messenger RNA of Cucurbita moschata (crookneck pumpkin), 906 nucleotides long. RefSeq lists its product as uncharacterized. The transcript has 4 exons. The record is from RefSeq and is a predicted model, not a curated record. NCBI's taxonomy places the organism in Eukaryota, Viridiplantae, Streptophyta, Magnoliopsida, Cucurbitales, Cucurbitaceae. Bases 197 to 739 code for a protein of 180 amino acids.